UUCACUUUCAUUUUGCUUUACAUGAAAGGUGAUAGACUCAAGCUGUAGACCUAUACUGCUCUGUGACCCUGACUCAACACACAACCUGCUUGUCUGAAAGUGUCAACGAUUUCAAAGGGGAGAAAGAAAUGUCUCAUGAUGACGGACCGAGUAUGUUCCAAGACCUGCUGGCGGAGAGGGUCCGGCCCUUCAUUGACCUUGUAGACGACAUGAGAUCCAUAGGGAUAGAUAAGGAGCUGCCACUGCCAUCCAUUGCUGUGGUGGGAGACCAGAGUUCAGGAAAGAGCUCUGUGCUUGAGACCCUUUCUGGGGUGGCGCUGCCCAGAGGGACUGGUAUUGUCACCAGGUGCCCACUGCUACUUCAACUCUGUAACGACAGGACAGUGAAAUGGGAGGCUGUCAUCUCAUACGGAGGGAAAGACUUUGAGUUUGACGAACCUUCAGAAGUCGUGAGACAUGUUGAACAAGCUCAGAACAUGUUAGCUGGAAAGGGAGUGGGGAUAUGUGAAGACCUGAUCACUCUAAAGAUAACAUCCUCCACGGUGUGUGACCUCAGUCUGAUUGACUUACCAGGGAUCACCAGGGUGGCAGUGAAAGGACAACCAGAAGACAUUGGAGUCCAAAUCAAUAAUCUCAUUUCGAAAUUCAUAAAGAAUAAGAGAACCAUUAUUUUGGUGGUGGUACCAUGUAAUGUUGACAUAGCAACAACAGAGGCCCUGAAAAUGGCACAACAAGUGGAUCCUGAUGGCACAAGAACUCUGGCCAUUCUGACAAAGCCAGACCUGAUAGACCCAGGAGCAGAGAAGAAUGUGUUGGAAAUUGUCCACAAUAGAGUCAUCUUUCUCAGUAUGGGCUAUGUCAUUGUGAAAUGUCGUGGUCAAAAGCAAAUUGAUGAAAACAUGUCAAUAACCCGUGCGAUUGAGGACGAGCUGGAAUUCUUCCAAAAUCACCAGCUCUUCAGAUCCCUUGUGCGUGAGGAGAAGGCAACCAUCAAGUGCCUAGCCAACAAGCUCACCAAUGCCCUGGUCAAACAGAUCAAGACAUAUCUUCCCCAGAUGUCUGAGAAGAUAAAGGAGCAGCUGGUGGAGGUAAAGAAUUUGUUGAAUAAAUUAGAGGGCGGGCCUCCCGUGGAACCUGAAGAGAAGAGGAAGUACCUCAUUCAGGUCAUAACAGAUUUCAAUGAGCAGAUUACCCAACUGUCCAAAGGGGAUAUUAUCGUUGAGGAGAAUCUGUUUGUUCUCAUGCGAAAGGAAUUUACACAGUGGAUUGAAUGUCUCAAAAAUGCCAAAUCAAACUACCACGAAGUAGUGCAACAAGUGGUGGAUGAAUAUGAUCAGGAGCACAGGGGAAGUGAGCUGCCAGGAUUCAGUAACUACAGGGUAUUUCAACAUGUUGUUCAGAAACUAGUGGCUGAACUUAAGAGACCAGCCAUGACGACACUACAGACAAUCAGAGACAUGGUGCAGAAGCAAUUUGAUCAUUUGUCCAGAGAGAGCUUUAAGAAUUAUCCUUAUCUUCAUCUGGUCUCAAAGAAAAACAUUGAAACAAUCCAGGAAAAGCAGUCAAACAUAGUGAAGGAGAGGAUCGUGGAGCAGUUUGAGAUGGAGAUGCAGGUCUACACACAGGAUGAAAUCUUCAACACACAGAGUCGAAAGGAGGGAACAGCAGAAGACAAAGAGCAAGACACCAGGAGCAAGUACCCUGGGCUGCUCAGGGCAUACUAUGAGAUUGUGGUGCAAAGACUGGCUGACCAGGUGCCCAUGAUGAUCUGUUACUUCAUCCUGAAGCAGUCAGCCAAGAUUGUGUGCAGUGAAAUGCUGGAUCUGCUACACAGAGACGACACUGAUAACAUCCUACAGGAGGAUUCAGAGAUCGGACAGUAUCGUGCAAAGUUGCAGGCCCAAGCGGAUCGCCUUCUACUGGCCAAUGACAAAAUCAGCAGCUUCUGAGAAGGGACCAAGCGGAUCGUCUUGGACUGGCCAAUGACAAGCGCAUCACCUUGGACUUGCCAAUGACAAGCGGAUCACCUUGGACUGGCCAAUGACAAGCUGAUCACCUUGGACUGGCCAAUGACAAGAUUAGUAGACUUGGGUUGACAAUUUGUCAAUGCAGAAAUUCUGAGAUGUAGCCAACAACGCCUGCAAUAAUUGUACCUACAUUUGAUCAGCAUACAGAACAUUUUAUAUGUUGGGCAUCUCUACAUUUGAUCAAAAAUGUGUUUAAAAAAAAUAUGAUGUGACAGUUAUAUCAUCACAUAACUGCAUUGUGUUAUUAUGUUUAUCUCAAAAUGGAAAUAUGUGAAGACGGUUGAUAAUGUUAUUUAAAGUGACAAUCGAAAUGAAGGUUGUAUCCAUUUUCUGAUUGGUCAGAGCAGAUCAAUGUUGAGAAUAAUUGUAUAAUGGCAUUAUAAUUACUUGAUACCUGUUUUUUUUAAACGUGUUGAAGAUCAGCGUGGCAGAUGUGUUGUUACCUACCCUCACCACCUGGGGGCGGCCCGUCAGGAAGUCCAGGAUCAAAGAUGCAGAGGGAGGUGUUUAGUCCCAGGGUCCUCAGCUUAGUGAUGUGUUGUUACCUAUCCUCACCACCUGGGGGCGGCCCGUCAGGAAGUCCAG
Oncorhynchus masou masou (cherry salmon) is the source of this 2612-nucleotide messenger RNA. Its product is annotated as interferon-induced GTP-binding protein Mx-like. Gene Ontology annotation, cellular component: membrane; nucleus; cytoplasm. The transcript has 15 exons. The record is from RefSeq and is a predicted model, not a curated record. Gene Ontology annotation, biological process: defense response to virus. Bases 129 to 1949 code for a protein of 606 amino acids. Gene Ontology annotation, molecular function: microtubule binding; GTPase activity; GTP binding. NCBI's taxonomy places the organism in Eukaryota, Metazoa, Chordata, Actinopteri, Salmoniformes, Salmonidae.